AUGAAAUUUUGCUGUGGACUCUGUUACCAGGUGUAUAUAGCAUACAUGGGUGAUCGUCCAAAGAGCCAAGGUUCUCUAACUCUUCCCGAGCUCCACAUCGACUUGCUUCGACGCAUCAUUGGCAGUGCUAGGGUCGCCUCAGAUUCCUUGAUCUACAGCUACCAUCGGAGCUUCAACGGCUUCGCUGCCAGAUUAACACAGGCCGAGCUUCAGAAACUUUCCGCCUAUGAAGGCGUAGUUUCUGUGUUCCCCAACAAGAUCGUGAAACUCCACACGACGAGAUCAUGGGAUUUCAUCGGCUACCCGAAGAAUGCGUCGACAUCCACCCGCCGCCAACAGAGCAACAUGAUCAUCGGAAUGCUCGACACCGGAAUCUGGCCGGAGUCGCAGAGCUUCGACGCUUCCGGAUACGGCCCACCUCCGAAGAAAUGGAAGGGUCACUGCCAAUCGUCCUCCAAUUUCACCUGUAACAAUAAGAUAAUUGGAGCACGGUACUACAAUGCUGAAGGGGAUUACGGUCCAGACGAUAUCCGUUCACCAAGGGAUUCGGAAGGCCAUGGAAGUCACACUGCAUCCACUGCUGCAGGGAACCUUGUCACCUCGGCUAAUCUCUAUGGCAUUGCCAAUGGGACUGCCCGAGGCGGGGUCCCAGCUGCUCGAAUCGCUGUCUACAAGAUUUGCUGGUCUUUUGGUUGUUCAAGUGCUGAUAUUCUAAAAGCUUUUGAUGAUGCUUGUGCUGAUGGAGUCGACAUAAUCUCGCUCUCAGUUGGUGGUGGGCCAAUGGAUUAUUUCCGUGACCCCAUUGCUAUUGGGGCUUUCCAUUGCAUGAAGAAGGGAAUCUUAACUUCCAACUCGGCUGGCAACAGUGGCCCUACUCCUGGAUCGGUCGCCAAUGGCUCUCCUUGGUCACUCACUGUUGCUGCUAACACCAUUGACAGAAAGUUGACGACCAAUGUCAAGUUGGGUAAUGGCAAAAUUUAUAAUGGGAGCGCUCUCAACACUUUUCAGCCCAAGAAACCGAUGUACCCUCUUAUCUACGGUGGAGAUGCACCAAAUAAGACGGCAGGAUAUGAUGGAAACGUUUCCAAGUAUUGCGACUCGGAUUCUUUGGAUAAAAACCUGGUGCAAGGGAAAAUUGUUUAUUGUGAGACUGGCAGCCAGGGAGAUGGAGCUAUAGCUGCUGGUGCCGUUGCGGCCAUAAUGGGAAACAAUGAUCAGGGAGAUGUGGCGUUUCCUUUCCCUUUGCCCGUCUCUCUCUUGAAUGAAACGGAUGGAAACAAUGUUGUGAAAUACUCAAACUCAACUAGGGGCCCAACUGCCGUGAUAUACAAGACGGUUGACUACCUGGAUGGCUCACCCGCUUACGCGGUUUACUUUUCCUCGAGGGGUCCAAAUACGAUAACCCCUGACAUUCUUAAACCCGACUUGACAGGACCAGGAGUAAAUAUACUGGCAGCAUGGUCUAAGGCUACAACUGUGUCGGGAGAACCUGGUGACAAAAGAGUUGUCCCAUACAAUAUCAUCUCCGGUACUUCAAUGUCUUGCCCCCAUGUAUCUGGAGCAGCUGCUUAUGUCAAAUCGUUCCACCGUACUUGGUCCCCUGCUGCGAUUAAGUCAGCUCUUAUGACAACAGCUCAACCCCUGAGUGCCAAGUAUAAUCCUGAGGCUGAGUUAGCAUACGGGACAGGACAAAUUGAUCCAAUCAAGGCUGCAGAUCCUGGACUAGUAUAUGAUGCUAGGGAGAAGGAUUAUAUCAGAUUUCUCUGCAGCCAAGGGUAUUCGACCAAGCAACUCCAACUUGUCACUGGAGAUCCGAGUGCUUGCACUGCGGCAACAAAUGGAACCGUGUGGGAUCUAAACUACCCUACUUUUGCUCUAUCAGCAGCCAGAUCAGGAGUCUCUGUGUCUCGGGUAUUUCACAGAACCGUCACAAAUGUUGGAUCAGCAAAUGCGACAUAUAAAGCCACGGUAAAGGCACCGGCAAACCUUAAGGUGUAUAUAGCAUACAUGGGCGACCGUCCAAAGAGCCAAGGUUCUCUAACUCUUCCCGAGCUCCACAUCAACUUGCUUCGACGCAUCAUCGGCAGUGCUAGGGUCGCCUCAGAUUCCUUGAUUUACAGCUACCAUCGGAGCUUCAACGGCUUCGCUGCCAGACUAACACAGGCCGAGCAUCAGAAACUUUCCGCCUAUGAAGGUGUAGUUUCUGUGUUCCCCAACAAGAUCGUGAAACUCCACACGACGAGAUCAUGGGAUUUCAUCGGCUACCCCAAGAAUGCGUCGACAUCCACCCGCCGCCAACAGAGCAACAUGAUCAUCGGAAUGCUAGACACCGGAAUCUGGCCGGAGUCCCAGAGCUUCGACGCUUCCGGAUAUGGCCCACCUCCGAAGAAAUGGAAGGGUCGCUGCCAAUCGUCCUCCAAUUUCACCUGUAACAAUAAAAUUAUUGGAGCUAGGUACUACAAUGCUGAAGGAGAUUACGGUCCAGACGAUAUCCCUUCACCAAGGGAUUCCGAAGGCCAUGGAAGUCACACUGCGUCCACUGCAGCAGGGAACCUCGUCACCUCAGCUAAUCUCUAUGGCAUUGCCAAUGGGACUGCCCGCGGCGGCGUUCCUGCUGCUCGAAUCGCUAUCUACAAGAUCUGCUGGUCUUUUGGUUGUUCAAAUGCUGAUAUUCUAAAAGCUUUUGAUGAUGCUUGUGCUGAUGGAGUCGACAUAAUCUCGCUCUCAGUUGGUGGUGGGCCAAUGGAUUAUUUCCGCGACCCCAUCGCUAUUGGGGCUUUCCAUUGCAUGAAGAAGGGAAUCUUAACUUCCAACUCGGCUGGCAACGAUGGCCCUGCUCCUGGAUCAGUCGCCAAUGGCUCUCCUUGGUCACUCACUGUUGCUGCUAACACCAUCGACAGAAAGUUGACGACCAAUGUCAAGUUGGGUAAUGGCAAAACUUAUAAUGGGAGCGCUCUCAACACUUUUCAGCCCAAGAAACCAAUGUACCCUCUUAUAUACGGUGGAGAUGCACCAAAUAAGACGGCGGGAUAUGAUGGAAACGUUUCCAAGUAUUGCUACUCGGACUCCUUGGAUAAAAACCUGGUGCAAGGGAAAAUUGUUUAUUGUGAGGCUGCCAGCCAGGGAGAUGGAGCUAUAGCAGCUGGUGCUGUUGGAGCCAUAAUGGGAAACAAUGAACAGGGAGAUGUGGCAUUUUCUUUCUCUUUGCCCAUCUCCCUCUUGAAUGAAACGGAUGGAAACGAUGUUGUGAAAUACUCAAACUCGACAAGUGGCCCAACUGCAGUGAUAUCCAAGACGGUUGACUACCUGGAUGGCUCACCAGCUUACGCGGUUUACUUUUCCUCGCGGGGUCCAAAUACGAUUACCCCUGACAUUCUCAAACCGGACUUGACAGGACCAGGAGUAAAUAUACUGGCAGCAUGGUCUAAGGCUACAACUGUGACGGGAGACCCUGGUGACAAAAGAGUUGUACCAUACAACAUCAUCUCCGGUACUUCAAUGUCUUGCCCCCAUGUAUCUGGAGCAGCAGCUUAUGUCAAAUCGUUCCACCGUACUUGGUCCCCUGCAGCGAUUAAGUCAGCUCUUAUGACAACAGCACAACCCCUGAGUGCCAAGUAUAAUCCUGAGGCAGAGUUAGCAUACGGGACAGGACAAAUCGAUCCCAUCAAGGCUGCAGAUCCUGGACUAGUGUAUGAUGCUACGGAGAAGGAUUAUAUCAGAUUUCUCUGCGGUCAAGGGUAUUCGACCAAGCAACUCCAACUUGUCACUGGAGAUCCUAGUGCUUGCUCUGCAGCUUCAAAUGGAACCGUGUGGGAUCUAAACUAUCCCACAUUUGCUCUAUCAGCAACCAGAUCAGGAGCCUCUGUGACUCGGGUAUUUCACAGAACCGUUACAAAUGUUGGAUCAGCUAAUACAACCUACAAAGCCAUGGUAAAAGCACCAGCAAACCUUAAGGUCCGGGUCAACCCAAGUGUGCUUAGUUUCAGGACUAUUGGAGAGAAAAAACCAUUUGCUGUGACAGUCUCCACUGUGGUUAAGAACUAUACCAUAACUGGGAUUUUGAUCUGGAGUGAUGGGAAGCACAUUGUAAGGAGUCCCAUUGCUGCAUUCAUGUCAUUCAGUGAGUGAUUAUGCAUUAUACUGGGGAGUGUAUCUUCUGGGGGAGUUUGAUUUAUGUUAAAUUUUAGUUGGUGGCAUGCUGGAUGCAAGUAUAUGUUCAAGUAAAUAUAUUUAAAAUUAUUAUAGAAUUAAAGUUGUAAUGUACUUUGAUUCAUGUACAUUGAAAUCUAAUAUC
Linum tenue is the source of this 4294-nucleotide messenger RNA. The record is from the annotation of a GenBank genome assembly. Lineage: Eukaryota; Viridiplantae; Streptophyta; Magnoliopsida; Malpighiales; Linaceae.